This is a messenger RNA of Cadophora gregata, 913 nucleotides long. RefSeq lists its product as uncharacterized. Lineage: Eukaryota; Fungi; Ascomycota; Leotiomycetes; Helotiales; Ploettnerulaceae. Gene Ontology annotation, biological process: mycotoxin biosynthetic process. The coding region runs from base 208 to 900 and encodes 230 amino acids. The record is from RefSeq and is a predicted model, not a curated record. The transcript is spliced from 4 exons.
UACCAGACUUCCGAAAAUGGCUUGUUUCCAUCGAAGACUCGCGGCGGGAUAUUAUGCGGCAACUUGUGUUUUCAAGUUUCCUCUCGAUUCACCAGCCAUCCAUGGGCUUGAUGACGAAGCUUUGAGGCAUCAUUUUCAAAGUUUCAACGUGUUCUCUGGGGCUGUCCAUACUUGUAACUUCUGAUCUCAAGCAACCUUAGAAUUUUUAUGAUAUCUUCCAAUCACGAAAUGGCUGCUAAGGUGGAAGAUACUGACUCAGAGAGGCUGUUGAACGACGCAUCGUCAACAGCUUCAGAGCUUGAAUUUAUGGACAGUAUCGAUCGAAAGACACUGAGAAGAAUCAAGUCUCGCUACCCCAUCUUCGGUGUCAUCAUGAUGUUUCUGCUCAUUUCUUCUAACGUGGCUUGUCACGAGUGGACAGGACUCUUGGAGCAGGAGUCUGACGGAACACGCUAUCGAGAUGAGGAAUGGGGGACGAACCUGUUCCCAGAUAACGGCGGCGUGGUUGCGCUGUCGAGAGACUUCGCCCGAGAGCACGAUCUGCCCGAUGCCGCAGUCACACCAGAAGAUCCUUCAAAAAUGAUAUAUCUCGUAGCCGGAUACCAUCAGCUACACUGCUUGUCUGUGAUUCGAGACUCGAUCUACUACUUGAAUGGAACUAUGCCGGUCUGGCCCGACCCUGGUGGAUUUAUCUGGGACCACAUUCUGCAUUGUGUGGAGGCUGUUCGGCAGGGGCUUACAUGCUUUCUGGAUCCAACUCUCAUCAAUCUUGAUGAAAAGUGGCCAGGGAUUCCUAAUGGACAGAAGCAUGUUUGUCGAAAUAGAGACGCGAUGUACCAGUGGAGUACAGAACACGGACAUGCAAUCCCUGUUGAUCCACGUUCUGGAGGGAAGAAAUAGUUGGAAUCUAAAU